AUGGCCACUCCUUCAUCAAUUCAAAAUUUGAACAAACCUAAAGAUGCUUUUGAACUACUAGAGGAUGAGGAAGGUACACGUCAAGGUUUCUGUCAUAUACGUAUUCAGCAGCGUACUGGUCGCAAAACUAUUACAACCGUACAAGGAAUUGCACCCGAAUAUGAUUUGAAGAAGAUUGUACGAUACCUUAAGAAGGUUAUUAUUUUUCGUUUUAAAUAUCCUUUUAUUUUCACCUAUAUUAUCUUUACAUGUGAUAUUGAUCUAACUUUGAUAUUUAUCACUGCCACUAAAAUAUUGUUACCUAUAAUUUUCUGCGUUCAUUAUAGUACAUGUCUUUGUUUAUAUCAUGAUUAUAUGGUUGAUCUUACGAUACCAAAGGUCAUGUCACGGAAGCUGUUAUAUGGCUUAAUUCUUUUGCGCAUUAUAAAUGUCUUCUUUAUUCGAACAUAUUUUGUACCAGAUGAAUUGUUUCAAAGUGUGGAAGUAGCUCAUUGGGCUGUAUAUGGUACUGGAUAUUUAUCUUGGGAAUGGAUAGCAUCGAUUCGUUCUGUAUUACAUCCAGCUAUUAUUGGUUUACUAUAUUUCGUGGGUUGUGCAUUAAGUAUUGACUCGGCUGUCUUCAUUAUACAAGCACCUCGUGUGUUACAUGCACUUCUGUUUGCUUUUUCAGAUUAUUUUUAUUAUAAACUUUGUAAACGUAUUGUUUCAUCUAAUACAGCAAAAUAUGCUUUGAUGAGUUAUCUGUCAAGUUGGUUUGUGUGGUACUGUGCUCCUCGUACUCUUUCCAACACGUUAGAAACAGCUCUAACGAUUGUUGCCCUUCAGUGGUAUCCUUUAUCUACUUCUGAUCUUAAGCGAUCGUGUGGGCCUUACAUGUCAAUUGGCUUGAUAACUCUUUUAAUACGACCUACUGCUAUUCUUAUAUGGAUCCCAUUCGGUUUAUGGCAUUUGUGGAGAGCUGAAUUACGGGUGAAACUGUUGCUGCAUACUUGUUUGCCAUCAUGUCUUCCUAUUUUACUUUUUGUUGUACUUCUGGAUUCUGUUGCUUAUGGUAAGUUUACAGUCACAAUAUGGAAUUUCAUUCGUUUCAAUGUAUUGGAAGGUGGAAGCGAUCACUUUGGAUCACAUUCUUGGCAUUGGUUCAUAUCGCAAGGCCUGCCAGUUAUACUUACGGUGCAUUUGAUUCCAAUGUUGUUUGGUAUAAUUAUCGCUGUUCGAAAGCGUCUUAUUCCACUUCCAUUUCUGUGGAUUCCUGUAUUAUAUAUAAUGGCACACAGCUUCAUUGCUCACAAAGAGCAUCGGUUUUUGUUACCAGUUAUACCAAUGUUAUAUAUUUUUGUUGGCAUAUUCUUUUCACAUAUUUCUAAACAACUGCGCAAUUUUCUAAUGGUAUUAUUAAUGGUUGUCAAUGUAUUUCUGGCUUUGUACUUUGGUUUAAUCCAUCAAGUAGGCACUUUUUCUGCCACAUCUUGGAUUAGUAAAGAUGCGCAGUCACGAUUUCAUGAAGAGAAACACUUUGUAGUGCUUCAAUUGAUGCCAUGUUUUUCUUUGCCUCAAUAUAGCUACUUUCAUAAUUUUAAUAUCACGAUAACAGCGCUUGAUUGCUCACCUAAUCUGCUUCACAAAGCGAAUUAUGUUGAUCAAGCUGACUUCUUCCAUGAGAACCCAAAACAAUGGAUUAGUGAGAAUUUGAAUGUAGUGAACAAAUCUGAUUACAUUGUUUUCUACGAAAAAAUCUAUCGAGAGGAAUAUAAUUGUAACGGGACAACAGUGGAUCAUCCAGAAUAUGGAGAAGUAAUUCAGCUCACUGGUGAUCAAAGGCAGCAUAUCAAAGAUUUUCUUUGCAGAGUUGGCAUUGUAAAAGAAGAAAAUUGCAAAAUACAUGGAUUUUAA
This is a messenger RNA of Thelazia callipaeda (thelaziosis nematode), 1893 nucleotides long. Lineage: Eukaryota; Metazoa; Nematoda; Chromadorea; Rhabditida; Thelaziidae. The record is from the annotation of a GenBank genome assembly.